AUGGUAUCUCAUCGCUGCCACCUUUUCUUCCUACUUCUCCUACUAAAUACUUUUAUUCUACCAUCUUUUGCUCAACAGAGCGGAUUAUAUUGUGAUAUCGAUAACCCAUGUGAGAUCGGAUGCUGUUCGAAGUUUGGAUCGUGCGGUUUCGGUCCUAGUUGGUGCGGUCCCCAAAACUGCGUCAAUAACUGUAAUGCAAAAGCAGAAUGCGGCGAGUAUGCCGCGAGGCCGGGACAAAACUGCCCUCUAAACGUCUGCUGUUCGAAAUGGGGUUUUUGUGGUGUGACAUCUGAAUUUUGCAACAGCGACUGCCAGUCCAAUUGCAAAGCUCCGAGCCCACCCCAGUGCGGUGUAAGCGACUCUUCUUGGACAAAGCGCCGUAUUGGCUACUAUGAGACAUGGAAGGCCGCUUCGGACUGCGAUGGCUUUCCACCGGAAAAGAUACCAUCGCAAGCAUUCACACAUAUAAACGUUGCUUUUGCGGAAAUAUCUGCAGAUUUCAAAUUGACAUUCAAUGAUCUCCCUCUUAUCGGGCGAAUUGGAAGACUGAAAGCCAGGAGCCCUGCUCUGAAUAUCUUUAUCAGUGUAGGCGGUUGGGGCUUUUCAGACCCGGGCCCAACCCAAACGAGAUGGUCGGACAUGGCGUCGACAAGCGCUUCUCGAGCCGUAUUCAUCAGGAGCGUUAUGGACUUCCUUGAACUUGCUGAUUUCGACGGAGUUGACUUAGAUUGGGAGUACCCGGGAGCCGAUGAUAGAGGGGGAAAGUCAGCGGAUUUCGAAAAUUAUGUUUCUCUCGUAAGAGAGAUGAGGAUUGCAUUUUCUAUGCGUAAUCCAGGAUGGGAUAUUACUAUGGCCAUACCUACAAGUUAUUGGUACCUCAGACAUUUUGACGUCAAGGGCCUGCAAAGUCAUUUAUCAUGGUUCAACCUCAUGUCCUACGAUCUCCACGGACUCUGGGAUGCAGAAAAUCCUUAUAUCGGUCCAUAUGUAUACGGGCACACCAACCUUACCGAGAUUGGAGCGGCACUCGACCUCCUUCUGCGGAACGAUGUCAAGAUGCAAAAUGUUGUGAUGGGUAUGGGAUUCUACGGAAGGAGCUAUACCUUAUCUGAUAUCUCGUGCUAUAAGCCUGGCUGUGUGUUCCUUGAUGGCGGCGUUCCUGGCGAAUGUUCCAAGACAUCUGGUGUCCUAACUUAUCGAGAAAUCCAAGCCCGGAAACAUCGCUUAAACGACCUCCGCGAGUACUAUGAUGGUGACGAGACAGGAGUCAAAUACAUGGUAUACGACGGCGACCAGUGGAUCUCCUACGACGACGAAGAUACGUUUGAAGCAAAAAGAAAGUUCAUGAGUAAAAAUUGUAUGGGGGGUGUUAUGAUUUGGGCUAUAGAUCAAGAUACCGAAGACUUCAGCGCAUUGAGUGCUCUCAUCGGGGAGGAUUUCCUUGGAAGUGGGCUAUUAGACGGUGGCCCACUUACCAAUCGUGAAAAGAAACUGAUACGUCGAGAGUUUAGUGGCUUUACCGGAGAUGACUGCUACAUCACCCGACAGUGCACCGGGAUAGGUGUACUUGAUAAUGCAUUCAACACUUGCAAAGCCGGCUAUGUUGCAAUUGAGAGGGUACAUAGUCCUCCCUUUGACACCUCUGACCCCCUUAGUCAGGAGAAUAUGCCAUGUAGCUUUGGUCAAUAUAAGUCCAUUUGCUGCAAUGUGGAAAGUCCGCCACAAAGUUGUAUCUGGAAGGGCGGUCCAGGCCCAAUGACUCCAGCCUCAUGCUUCGGAGGGAAAGGUGAUGCAACAUGUGGGCAGAACCAGUACGAAUUGACCACCGAUUCACACACCGACUCUUUUGGUCUUUUACCUUGCGCAAACGGGAAACGUUCUCUAUGUUGCGAUAAGAGCCCAGCGCUGAAUCAAUGCCACUGGACCGAUUGUAUCCCCAUUGAACAAACUGUCGACCCUAGCGUUAACCUCUGCAAUCGAGGAAGACCCCCAAACGGCUUCGGAAAGGUUUAUACUACUUGGCGCGGCGAUCAAGACAAUGGUGCUCGUUGCCCUGAUUGGAGUGCCCGGAUAUUCUGCUGUCCGGCGAAGAAUACAUAUCGCAACUGCCAAUGGAAGCCGACCUCGAUGAAUUCAAAUUCGGAUUCUAUCAACCCGUCUUCUACUGCCGUUCAAUUCGGCUCUAUGGCACAAUGUUACGAUAGGUUGUGCCCGGACACACAAUUAACAAUUACUAGAGCGCAACUCCCAGAGAGGAUGCCAAAUUAUUUAGCUGCUUGCUACCCAUACGAUGCAACCAUAAAGCAUAAAUAUUGCUGCGAUCCUCCAUGGGAUGAGAACUUACCAGUCGACCCUAAAUAUCUCUGGGCAAACCCCUCAGGCGAGGAAAACUUAUACUCUUAUCAAGAGAACUAUGGGAAUAAUGACCACAGAGGGUGGCCUGGGGAUACGGACCCCGGUGAUGAUCCUUAUGGGUUCAUCAUGUUAGACGGACCUGAAGAUGCUCUGCAAUCUCAAUUCCCUGACGAUUUCGAAAUAAUUCAUAAGGACGAUGCCGACCCUGCGAAACUCAAGAAAAGAAGUUCUCUGCUCACAGAGGAUAAAGAAACCUUAGAUAACACAUUUACGCACGAAGAGAGUACCCACCUAGUUUAUUGUAAGGUCGGCCGUACGGAUAGCUGCAAGAGGAUCUUUAAAAAUGCUGCCGCUGAUACCAUUAUCAAACUACCGAACCACAUUGGCUCUGGUCCAUUUGCGCGAGUAGUGUCUAUGGAGGAGGUCAUAGACGAGGAUAUUCCAGCACAUCACAAGAUGAAACGUUCGAAUGAAAACAACAACCAUACAAUAUACAAGUUGACUUUUGAUUAUGCGUUUCACCUGAUCAAGCGAGAUACCACGGUUCACAUGCGCAUGGAUUAUACAAAUCUCGUUCGCUAUUGGGAUGAAAUUACCGAUGAACCUGGACCUUCUAAAAAAAAACGUUGGUGGGGUCCUUUCGGAGAAUGGCUUCAGCGAUUGAAUACUGUGGAAGGGAAAGACGUUGGAAAACUGCCCAUGCACUACGAGAAAAGCAUGUUACUAUAUCGAUCCCAAAAGGGUUGUCCGAGAGGGAAGAGUCUCUUGCGGGCUAGUCUUGACAUAACAGCAAAUGUGAAGUUCGAUAUGAAUGCGAGGUGGGCAUACUACUUAACUGGUACAAUCGUUCCUCUGAAGUUAGAUGAGACCUAUGCAUACUUCUCGGUUGCGCCCGACGCCGAACUGAGCCUGGAGAUCCUGGGAAACGCUGAACUUAAGUACCCAGAGAAAAGAGUUAAGAUUAUUGACACCUUAUCGUACCCGGGACUUUCAGUAAAGGGAAUUGCCGCGGUGGGGCCAACACUAGAUUUGUGGGGCUCAAUGGCAGGCAAGUUGACGAUAUCAGGAAAGCUUAAGGCUGGGACGAAGAUAAAACUCCCUCAGUACGAGAUGUACUAUCCCAUGGAUCAAACUGCUGCGCCAUAUGAGAAGUUUGGGAUGGACGCCCAACAGGUCCAACGUGCCGAAGGAAUUACUCCCUUACUAGAGGCUGGUGUAUCGGCGGAAGCGGAUCUUGACAUUUCAUUAGUACCCGAGAUCAAUCUCGGAAUUCAAUUCGGCCUCAAAGGAGGCACAAAGAUCGUAGAUGCGCAAAUUGUCGGAUUUAUGAAUAAUACCGUGAACUUUAACUUAAAAGUGCAGGCACAGGGCGGUAUUGGAAGUGGUGGCUCCGCUUCAUAUGACUUCGUGGUCAGCUACUUUUAUAACUUUGGGUUUGGGGGACGUGCAAGCUUCAUUGGUUUUUUCAACUGGGUUAUGAGAGCGCGGCAACUAUUCCCCGGACGAGGGAAGCAAGUUAUUCUCUAUGAAAAACACGGCGCUAUCUCAACGCCACAGAGUAGGAGAUCACUACCUGAACCAAUCGAGAACGCCACAUUUGGGAUCUUAGAUGGUGUAGGAACGGACUUCUUAGGAAAGCGAGACCUUGUAAAGAGAGUCGGGUGGGAAGAUGUCGCAUCCUUUGCUAAAGGGUUAUUGGAUUGCAACGACGGUGGCCGGUGCGCUGGCGGUGGUUGUACUAACGGAGCAUGUGAUCUUCAGUCAUCCCCGAGGUCUAAACGGUCUCUAGUAUCUAAGAGGGCCGACGAGGAGCCAGAGGAGCCACUACCUUUGGAAGUGUGUGACACAUCAGUGCCGAACAUUUACUGGAACUGUAAAUACUUCGAAGACCACAUCGUCACCCCAAGGCCAGGAUUACAGAGUGACCCACAAUGGUCCUACUUUGGAGUUUGCCAUAACAUGCGCAAUGGUUUUGCAGUAUUAAACGCCGGAUUGACCGUAACACUAAAUAUGGAAGGGACUAAAAGAGAUGGACAAAACCGCAGAGAUCAAAUGUGUGGGAAGUAUGGUUCAUAUCACCCAAACCAGGACCUAAGCCUCACAGCCUUCCCUGGUGAAAACGACCGGAUACAGGGUGCCAAUGAUGACCAAUCCAAUAAUCUGGUGUGGGCCCAGCAUUGUAAAGCGGAAUCCUCGAGGCUUAAUAGCUUCAAAUUCGGGGCGGGGGAAUGGCCCUUAACGGGUAACGAAAAUUGGUUAACCUGCGAUGAGUUUCCAUUUGCUUCAACAAUAGAGGGAGGAAACCCGGCACAGGGAGUAAGAGCAUGCACGCCAGGGUAUCAACAAGGGUACCAGAGCGUCCUCAUCGGGAACUUCGGCCUCUGGAUGAACGAAAGAGUGAGUUGGAAGAAUGAAGAUGGUACUAAUGAGGAAACCUGGGUUGAGUGGAUAAAGUGGGAUCACCCGCUGCAUAGAGAUGAGCCGGUUUACAAGUGGCUUCAGAGUCAAGGCAAACGCAGAACUUUUGCAGUUGGAAUUUUUGACAGCGCCCAUGGCCCACCCCAGGGUAUGGCGAUAGACUCCUCUGGUUCGGACACGACAGAUUGGAAUAACAUCGUUGCCGUGAUAAACUUAAGGGGAAAUAGCCAGUAUAGAUUAGGGGCACAAGGAACAAUUAAAAAAAAUGCGAUGUGUGUGGAUCACGAUGCAGAUACCAUCCCGACCCCUUGGGGAGACAAACCUAAUAUCAAAAGUUGUCGGGUGAGAUUCGUGGGGGAUGUCAAUUGA
Orbilia oligospora ATCC 24927 is the source of this 5142-nucleotide messenger RNA. RefSeq lists its product as uncharacterized. The record is from RefSeq and is a predicted model, not a curated record. Lineage: Eukaryota; Fungi; Ascomycota; Orbiliomycetes; Orbiliales; Orbiliaceae. The coding region runs from base 1 to 5142 and encodes 1713 amino acids. Gene Ontology annotation, biological process: carbohydrate metabolic process. Gene Ontology annotation, molecular function: hydrolase activity, hydrolyzing O-glycosyl compounds; chitin binding. The transcript is spliced from 22 exons.